This is a messenger RNA of Carassius carassius (crucian carp), 1590 nucleotides long. RefSeq names its product arginine/serine-rich coiled-coil 2 (gene rsrc2). The record is from RefSeq and is a predicted model, not a curated record. Lineage: Eukaryota; Metazoa; Chordata; Actinopteri; Cypriniformes; Cyprinidae. Bases 550 to 1185 code for a protein of 211 amino acids. The transcript is spliced from 9 exons.
ACGCUAGCGGCUAACACUCGAUAACUGUCUGUAACUCUCGGAGUGACUGUGAUUGUGUCCCAUCAGGCGCCCGAGGACACCGAUGAGGAGCGGCGGAACUCCAAACGUCGGUCCAGAUCGAGAUCGGCCGACCGGAAGCGGAAGUCAGGAGACAAGAGGCACAGACACAGCCACGGCGGAAGCAAAGAGGCACGGAAGAAAGCUCUGCGAUGUCAGAGCGGAUCAGAGGAUCAUCUGGAGACGCCAGAUAAAGACACGGAGGAGCGCCAUCGACGAAAAGACAAGAAGUCCUCCCGAGCGAAGAGCCCGUCACGGUCACGCUCCAGGGAAAGGCGACAUCACAGUCGAAACUGGGACAAAAAGAGGUCGAGGAGUCGUGAGAAGAAGAGACGGGCUAAGUCUCGAUCUAACUCCAGGAGCAAACACAGACAUCGCAGCAGGAGCCGCAGCCAGAGCAGGGAGAAGAAGAAGAAGAGGGCAGAGAAAGCCCGGAGGAAAAGUCUGAGUCGGUCAGUGAGCCCGGUGACCUUCAGGGGCAGAAACACAGCCAUGGAUGCUCAGGAGGCGUUGGCCAGAAGGUUGGAGAGAGCUAAGAAGCUUCAGGAGCAGAAAGAGAAGGAGCUGUUGGAGAAGCGUCUACAGGAGAGCGCAGCAGGUACAGUAGCUCCUCUCUCGUGUGAUCCGGUCUCUGCACCCAGUCCUGGUCUGAACGUCGCAGCGCUGCUGGCGUCCGGCACACAGGUCACUCCUCAGAUCGCUAUGGCCGCUCAGAUGGCAGCGCUCCAGGCCAAAACGCUGGCAGAGACGGGCAUCGCUGUGCCAAGCUUCUACAAUCCCUCAGCGGUGAACCCGAUGAAGUUUGCAGAGCAGGAGAAGAAGAGGAAGAAGUUGUGGCAGGGGAAGAAAGAAGGGGACACAAACAAGAAGUCUCAAACAGCUGAGCUUUGGGAGAAGCUCAAUUUUGGCAAUAAAGACCAAAAUGUGAAAUUUCGCAAACUUAUGGGCAUCAAAGGUGAAGAAGAAGAAGAAGGAAGCUCAUCAGGAGCUGCUAAUGAAGAAGGACUCCGAACGUUGCAGCAGCAGGAAGAGAUGUUUCAUAAUCUGGACGUCCAGUAUGAGAUGGCCCGUUCACAGACACACACGCAGAGAGGAAUGGGCCUUGGAUUCUCCUCCUCGUUUUCCUGAAGGGGCAUGGAUGCUCUCUGAACAUUCGGUGUCUGAGCUUCUCAUUUCUGUAAACUCUGGCUGCUGUAAAGCUGAUUUGUACCUGCUUGUAGAGAAUGCUGGUGCAUUAGCUUGCAUGUAUGAUUCAUCCAGUCUGUCCUUUAAUCCGUUCUGAAAACUCACCUGUAAAUACAGUUGAUUGCUCAAGCAUAUGUCGUUGCUUGGACUCUGAAAAGUGUGUUUAAUAUUGUAAAGCUUUUGUUUGGAUUUUGGGAAACCGGAUUGUAUAUUACACUGUGUUUGUAUUGAACCUGUCUAAAGCUAGUGAUUCCUGAUAUAUCACUGACCGAGGCGUACCAGGGACUAUGAUAUAUUGUGAAUGCUGUAGUGCUUUUAAUAAAAUCGUUACUACGUAAAUAUAUUAAA